AUGGCAGGAGGGGCCGGGCUGUGUACCGGGGGCCGGGCUAAUUACCGGGGGGCUGGAYUCCCCCGGCCGGCACCGCCCCCGUGGCGGCAGCGGGCGCGGCUGUUUACAGGUCCGACAAGUUGCGUCGGUCCGCCAGAAGCACUUAGUCUCCCAGAGCCUGCUUCUCACUCCCUCCUAUGCCUCUGUUCCUUGGGAGCUGCAGUGGUUUCACAGGUGCAAGAAGAGCUGCCCAUUGUCACUUUCAGAAGCGCUGCUCCUGUUGUCACCUUUCAGCUUUCUUCCCCUCUCUGUGGAACCCCAGGGUGCUCAGGACAUCUGAGGACACCCUCAAAGAUGUGGCCACUUUGGGGACUGGACCUGAACCGGGUGCGCUGUGACCUGCUCUUCACAGAAGCCAUCAACCAGAGGAUGCAGGUUCCCARCAGGCUGAAGGUGGCAGAGAGCUGCAGCCCUGGGGACAGGGGGCCGGUGACAGAGGAUGUCCCUGCRUCCUUCCGCAUGCACAUCCCUGAUAGGAUUUCUCUUGCGGAGAUAUCAGACACCAGUCUGAGGCCAGUCCUGCUGACCCAGCCAAGGAAGGUCCCCUCUGUCGUGGUGCACGUGGCCCCAGACCCCUCUGGGGACCUGCCCUUCGUGCCCUCGGCCAGCAGACCCAGCGCCCAGAGACGCAAGCGAUCGGGCCACCACAGCAGCAGGUCCCGGCGGGAGAGGACCCUGAGUGACUGUGCCCAGCUGGCCUUGCACAGCCCAGGACAGCAGCAMGAGGGGCUGGACACGUGUCCCCUGCCCGCUCCCAGUGCCCCACUCCCCCUCCUCACRGAGGCAGGCAGGAUCUACUCCAUGCAGAACAUCUUCCAGACCAUGUACCUGCUGGGCCAGGUGCUCCUCCACCGUGUCCAGGACACUCUGCGGGACCCAGCGCUGCCCAGCUCCCAGGAGUCCAUCCCAGCUGCAGAGAGCGCCCUGGAGGAGGCCGGGGUGACAGAGGUGGCAGCCAUGAGGAGACAGCUGGCCAGGAUCUCGGGGCGGCUGCGGGCGCUGGAGGAGCAGUGCCACGCCUGGAGGCAGAAGGAGGCCCUGGUGUACUCGGUGAUGAUCUCUGCRUGCCUCAUCAACACCUGGCUCUGGCUCAGGAGAUGACAGCCCGUGCCUGACCUGCCCUGCUGCCCUGGCACGGGGGUGAGGGCAGGGACAGGAGCAUUGCCAGCAGUGACACUGUUCCUUCUUGGCUAGGACUGCUUUUUGCACUGUGGGCUCUCAGGAAUGUGUCCUCCAGGCCUUGGUGACAGUGGAGGUGUGGGGAGCUGCUGUGAACACUGAGGUCUCCUGAGAGCUGGGUGGCUGGCACAGGAGGUGCCUGCUCUGUGCAGUUGCCCUCAGGCUGACAGAGGAGGUGCAAACCCCCCAAGGCAUUGGGUGUUUGUGGACGUGGGGUCCUGUUAAAGCCAGCCUGUGUGGGGCCCAGUCCCCUGGCCACAUCCCACAUUGGAGAGCUAGCUCUGACCCCAUAAAAUCUCUCAGCUGACCCAUGGGGUCUGGUCCUCCUCUUCUGCAGAGUGAUUGAGUGUUUCUAAACUUGUAGUGGGUUUUCUUUCCCUCCUUGUGGAAGGCAGUACUGCCAGGUCUCCUGUGCCACAGCUUCUCAUCCAGGAGUGGAGCUGGAGUCCAGGAGCUGCCAUCCCUGCRGUGCUGUGCUCCACCCCUGCCAGCUCCCAUCCUGCUGGAGGCAGCUCAAGAGCAGAUGUGCAGACCCAAAGUAAGAGCCUUGCUGACAUCUGGGUUUAUCCAGGAGCUUGGUUCUUCCCCAGAGAGAUUUACUGGGAAAACCUCCCCAUGAUGACACUCUGGAUGAUAAAACCUCAUACCAACAGUGACAGCACCAAACAGGUCAGGGAAAAUAGAAAUUUGUCAGGCUCCCAGUGCCUGAGGGGAGUAUUGCUACCAGGUCAAGCUGUAACUUCAGCGAUGGUACAAGAACMCAGGUGAGAGGAAUUCCUGACCCAGAUGUUCUUUAGCUGUAAACAAGCUCAGUUCAACAGCUUUUCUGCUUGUUUCCUUCUCUGGAGUUUAGUAACACUUGCUUCUGAGGUGACUUUGAGAUGUUUUUGAUGGCUGGUCCAGCACAUCUGCUGGAGUUGUGCCUGCAGGCCCUGGGGGCAGGUUUUGGCAAGGCUUAACAGGACCUUUCUGUGCCACCUAAACCUAAUUAUAGCUGGAUCCACAUGUCAUCCAGGUGUCCCAAUAGCUUAUUUACAGACAUCAGCGCUUGGGUGUUUUCUGCUUGACACGGCGUCAAGCGUCCGUGACUGUAAAUCUGGCAGCUGGACAGUGACUAAUAAAUAACUGUCCCCAAGUAAUUGCAGGUCUGAACCUGUGGCUGAUUGCUGAGCUGAGGAGAGCACUGGGAUUUAUCACAUAUGAGAGGCAGGAUGGUGUGGUGGGCUCGGUGUGCUGUGCUGUGCUGUGGUG
Malurus melanocephalus (red-backed fairy wren) is the source of this 2469-nucleotide messenger RNA. RefSeq names its product mitochondrial fission factor homolog A-like. The record is from RefSeq and is a predicted model, not a curated record. The transcript is spliced from 9 exons. Bases 1 to 1140 code for a protein of 379 amino acids. Gene Ontology annotation, biological process: positive regulation of mitochondrial fission. Lineage: Eukaryota; Metazoa; Chordata; Aves; Passeriformes; Maluridae. Gene Ontology annotation, cellular component: peroxisome; mitochondrial outer membrane.